ACAAGAGAAGGAAAAUGCCGAUUUGUCUGUCGUUUCUGAGGUGUGAAGGUUGGCGACUAACUUAAAACUUCUAUUUAAACUAAAUCAAGUUCAAAGAAUUGUUUUAAUAUAACUUGUUGUAAAUGAAAAUGCUGUUAUAGUGUGUUACGGUUCCUAUUUUAUAUAAAUUUGUUAAUAUUUGAAAGUGUGAAUUCAACCAAGUCUAGCUCUUUCAAUCAUUUUUAUAUUAAGUUGUGUUGUUUCUUUAUCAUGGCACCAAAGAAAAAUCUAAUGGAAAAUUUUGAUGAUGGAAUCUUAGACCUAAGUCUGUCUGGUAUCCAGGAAGUUCCUGUGCGUGAUAUUGCAGCAAUACCAAAGGUUUCCAGCUUGGAUCUUUCAUGCAACAUAAUAGUAUCCCUACCUAAAUCAUUCGCUAGCUCUCUGACACAGUUGGUCAAGUUGGACCUCAGCCAAAACCAGUUGACGGCACUUCCAGACAAUUUUGGAUUGUUAGUCAACCUAAAACACUUGGACUUGGAUAAUAACAAGUUGGAGUCACUUCCGCUCAGCUUCGGUAAUCUGAAGUCGCUGCGGUGGCUGGACUUGAAGCACAACCCACUGAUGCCGAAGCUGGCGCAGAUAGCUGGUCAGUGCCUGGACGCGCAGCAGUGUCAUGCGGCCGCGCGCAAUGUAGUGGCAGCGCUGCGCAACACACAGGAGCAAGUCAACACUGAGAUCACCCGCAGAAAGGAACAGCAGAAGAAAAAAGUGGAAGAAGAAACCCAUGUAGAAGACAAUAUGAAGAACCAAAACAAAGAAAACCACCAGUCGAAGAAAAAGAAGAAGAAAGGAGGCCAAGCAACGAAUAAUACUGCUACAAACCACGCUAACGGUCAAACUCAUGCUAUUAAUGAUUUGGAAAAUCUGUCCAAAGGAGAUACAGUAAUCUUGCCUAAAGUGCCUACAAAUAAGACUGUCAGCAAACCAGGAUUCUUCAGGAUAUUGGGAAGACUACUGAGGACAACAGUUACAGUUUUCCUGUCCUGUGUGCUGCUCGGUGUGUUUCUCGGCUACGUGUUGAAAACUCUGGAUGAACAGUUGUACAACUCACUUCGCAAGAAGGUAGUCGAAGUGAUUGAAGCGAAUUUUUCAAAUGAGCAGUUGAGGCAAUGGGAGAUUGGGCUGAUCAAAUCUAGAAGAGCGGUGGAAAGUUUAUCGAGUCAAGCUGUCGGCAUCAGCAUCCAUUACUUCCACAAGUCGCAACAGCUGGCAGCAGAUAUCAGCAGUAAUGAGACGGUUCAGCAAUACCUCGAAGGUAUUAAGAGUGGAUGGCACAUACUGUUGGUCUGGCUGGGCGACACAUACACGGACCUGAGUGUAGUGAUUCCUCAAUACUACGACUCUGUUAAAAAACUUAUUUCCGAGUCAACUUCCAAAGCUUCGUGAACAAAUGUAACUAGUUCCCAACAGCUAGUUUUCACUGUUAAAGGAGUGAUGUAGCUUGUAUAAUCACUGGGUCCAAAACAACUUUGAAAAAAUUAACGGUUUGAAUGUAAGUUAUGUCGGAUGUAUGUAGUUGAAAUUGUUCUUGUUGAUUUUGUGAUGAGAACUUGCAAUGUUUAUUAUUUGAUCUAUUAAUAUAAUUUAUUUACUAUU
Molecule: messenger RNA, 1635 nt
Organism: Macrosteles quadrilineatus (aster leafhopper)
Lineage: Eukaryota; Metazoa; Arthropoda; Insecta; Hemiptera; Cicadellidae
Product: leucine-rich repeat-containing protein 59
Exons: 5
Coding region: 250-1425 (391 amino acids)
Molecular function (GO): protein binding
Source: RefSeq, a predicted model, not a curated record